This is a messenger RNA of Anopheles coluzzii, 2016 nucleotides long. Its product is annotated as odorant receptor 22c-like. Gene Ontology annotation, cellular component: plasma membrane. The transcript is spliced from 6 exons. The record is from RefSeq and is a predicted model, not a curated record. Gene Ontology annotation, biological process: sensory perception of smell; detection of chemical stimulus involved in sensory perception of smell. Bases 426 to 1652 code for a protein of 408 amino acids. Lineage: Eukaryota; Metazoa; Arthropoda; Insecta; Diptera; Culicidae. Gene Ontology annotation, molecular function: olfactory receptor activity; odorant binding.
GUGUGCAGUGUGGGAGCAGCAGCAGCAGAGCCUGAUUCUUAAUGUGGUUUGAUGAACAGACGCAACGCGCUAACGUGUUAGUUAUUAUUACAGCAGAUUUUCAAACAGGGUUUUUAGGCAGGCUUCUUCACCAAACUGUUUAUCAGUCCCACACACGCCACUCGGCGUGCGCUUUGCUCUUUAUGAUCCCUUUUCCCACGACUUUCUGGGUCCGUGAAACCCUCUUCCCUGCGAACAGCUUAACCACACGCUUCGAUUAAUCGGAAUCCUCUUGAACUGUCAAUCAAGUUAGGCAAAUUGCAAAAAUGGCACUUUUUCACACACUCGGUAAUGUUUUGGCCUAACCAUUCCUCAACCGUUGCUAGGGACGCUCAUCCCUUAUAAAAUGGACGAGUUCCGGUGGAUCAGCCACAUUUGCAUACGCCAUGGUGUCGUUUGGUGCUGCAGCUUCUAAUCCACGGGACGCGGAAACUACGCCACAGUGGGACAUCUUCAAGCUGCAGCGUAAGAUCCUGCUCAUCUUUGGAGUCUGGCCAGCGGAUCGGUUGGUGCGCUCGUGGUAUGUGAAGGUGCUGAUUGCCAUCAAUCUGGCAACGCUUGCCAUCUGCAUGGUGGGUGAGUUUCUGCACGGGCUGUACGCUUACCAGGAGGGCGACCUGAGCGAAUCGAUCGAAAGCAUCUGCCCAACGGUGGCGCGAAUAUCGGGCUUCCUACGGAUGGUGUUUUAUCUUGCUAAUGAGGAGAAAAUCCACCGCGUGCUGAACAACAUCAGCAAGACGCUGCAAGACGAGCAUCCGCGGGAGCACACCAUCACCAAACAGCUGACAACGCUGGGGCAACAGUUUACCUUCUACCUAUUUCUGAUGAUGUUUUUUGCCGCAUGUCUCUACGGAGUUACACCCUUUUUUAUCAUGAUCUACAAUUGGGUCCAGGGACAGAGGCCGCUCGUCAAGCUUCUGCCGUUUAAGUUGGCCUUGCCCUUUGACUCCCAGAACCUUUUUCACUUUGUCGUAACCACACUAUUCCUGAACUACGCUUCGGCACCCACCAUAACCUCCCAGUCGGGAAGCGAUGCACUCUUCAGUGGAGUUUGCCUCUACAUUUACGGUCAGUUUCAAGCGAUCCGGCUGGAGGUGGAAGCACUCGCCGAAACGGUAGACAGGAACACGCUGAAAAGCUCCGUAGCUGAAACGCAUCGCAUCAAUCUCGAGCUGAGACGCAUCAGUAAGCGCCAUCAGGCAAUCAUUGACCUUGUGUCGGAGGUGCGGUCCGCCUUUACGCCGAAUGUGCUGCUCGUCUACACGGCCACCGCGAUCAUCAUGUGCAUCGUGUGCAUCGCCAUGCUUGUGGUGGAAGGAAUCUACAAGCUCACCUACCUGCCGUACGCGUUUGCCGAGCUGACGUUACUGUUUCUCUACUCGUACAGCGGCACAAUCAUCCGCGAUUCGAGUGAAGCCGUGCAGACGGUAGCGUACGAUUUCCCGUGGUACCGGUACGACCGCAACACUCGCCAUCUUAUACAAAUGAUGAUGAUUAGGGCGCAGUACGGAUCGAACGUUGAUGUGCCUUUCUUCGAAACCUCGAUGGCAAGCUUUUCGGCGAUCGUUCGUACAGCUUCAUCGUACAUCACACUGAUGAAGUCCUUUUUGUAACUUCGCUUGGCAACGUUUGUGGUUUGAUGUUUCAUCAUUACUGCAUUCACCGUAUCGUAUUCGUCGCUUAGGAAGAAUUGAAAAAUCUAUGCCAUAAGUAGGUUACCGGUAGUGGCACACCUUGGCAUUGAUGCUAUCAGCCUGCUACCAACACUUUCAGCAUAUCGAGGUGUACGUUGGUGCACAUUUUACGACUUCACAAUGACGUGCUGCAGCACAGAAUGCACAUGCGAACUUUAGUGAAACGCCACACACACACAUACACACUGGAGACGACAGCGUGCAACCACUGCUCGCGUGGCACAGUGGAAAGUUAAUUAUGCCUUUCUUAAUGAGUCUAAUAAAAGAUGUUAAUUGCUAGAAA